Physcomitrium patens is the source of this 2310-nucleotide messenger RNA. RefSeq lists its product as uncharacterized. The record is from RefSeq and is a predicted model, not a curated record. Lineage: Eukaryota; Viridiplantae; Streptophyta; Bryopsida; Funariales; Funariaceae.
AAAGUUUUUCUAUUAUUGGAGCAGGAGAGUUAUGAGGCUCAAAUGCUAGUAAUGUCGCAAAGAGGUUGUUUUGGGUGUGUUCGAAGCGGGACUAUCACGUCGGUGCGCUUUCUUUAGCGAAAACCUCUCGCCGAUCUGUGUGCCUCGCAAUAUCCCAGAGAAAUGAUUGCACCCUCUCCGACCGUAUUAUAGUGUCAAAGGAACUUACUGCAUGUGAGAACAACAAGGGUGCAUGGGUUUUUGUGAAAAAUACACAAAAGAAAAGGAAGCAGACUCGGGAGUUCAACUUCUGAUCGGUGGGUUACUUGAGCGAUAUCUGGACUAGGCAAGGCACUUGAAACAGACUUCGAGGCCACAUGUCUUAUUUCGGCGAGUUGCAAGCGGCCGGUCGAAGUCCGAGAGUAUGCCACUUCCUUAUCCUAUGCCUCCUCAGCUAUAUAUUCAUCGACUACGUGUUGCACCACUCGGGGACAUCGUCGUGUGUAGAUUUGGUGUUCGAUGCAUCUGAUGCCAAAGUAGCGAAAUCCGACAAAGAAUCUGUGGCUGAUUCGGCGCAGGAAGAUCCUAUCUGUGGGUCAGUAAUAGGUCAUCUGAAUUCUGGACAAGAGCCUCUGGUUGCGAAAGCAUGGAGUCAGAUGAAGUGGAUAGGGGCACCAGCCAAAUGUAGGGUCAAGGGGCAGUUGAUCGAAGCCUUGGAUCCGAGAAACAAUUUUCGCCGUGGUUUUUCUUUGAAAUUUACUAGCGAUGUUGAAGAUAAAACUGCGAUUCUCCCAUGGCUCUACGGGGCCAAAGUUGACCUCAAUAAAAGGGCGCGCCGUGUGUAUCUCGAUUUAGGGGCUAAUAGCUUCCGCACAAGCGUGACAUGGUUUUCACAGAUGUAUCCUUGUGAUUUCACUGAAAUUCACGCAUUCGAAGUGUCUCCUCAACUCUUCAAGAUCCCAUCGUCAGGCUUCAAUGAGGAAACAAAUUGGGUUCCUGAAAACUCUCACGCAACGCGUGUUAAGACUGCACCUGGAGUGCCGAAUUGGAUGUUGGAUCGCAUUAAAACGUACAACACAUUUGUAUCUGACGGUGACGAUGAGAAGUCCACCAACAUUACACGAUUCAUCAAAGAGGAUUUGCAGCUGACAGCUGAUGAUGCUGUCGUGGUGAAGAUGGAUAUUGAGGGAGCGGAAUGGCCGAUUCUGAAGAGGUGGUUACUUGACCUUGAAAUGGCUAAUAUCAUUGAUGAGCUCUUUGUGGAGAUUCAUUACCGUCACAACACCAUGUUGGAUUACCACUGGGGGCAAUUCAGUCACUCACGGGAGGAAGCGACCAGGUUGAUUGCCAGCCUUAGAGCGAAAGGUUACUUUAUCCAUGCUUGGCCUUGAAUUUUUUUUCCCCUCAUUUGAACAGCAGCCCUGCCUGGAGUUGUGCCAUCUUUUACAAGAGACUCAUUGAGAUUUACGACUGUAUCAUUUUCCUAGCUUUCCUUGAUUAGUCUGCAGGGAGUCUAUUGAAAUUUAGCAUUGGAGUGUAGUUGAAGCGAUGGGCGAUUAGGGGAAUGUUUUCCAACCAGGUAGGAGAUUCAGUUCUUCUAAAUGAGCCACGGUAUCGAGAUUUUUUCAUUGAAGAAAUCAGCUUUUUGGUGGAGGAGCUUUUUUGUUAACAUUUUUCACUUGACAUUGUUUCGCUCCAUGUUUCAUUCAAUCCAUUUGAGUGACAUGUUCUGAAACGUAUGGUACCUAUUUGGAUUUCGAGAUCCAUUGGCAGCUCUCUACAAAAAUAUAUAUAUAUAUAUAUAUAUAUAUACACAUAUCUUCAUUCUUCCUGACAGUAUUUUAUCCUACUGUAAAACUGUCCAAAUGCUGUCUAGAACGUGACCAAUCCCGUAGUAAUGCAUAGAAUUCCUCUGCUUCAGACACCCAUAGUCUAUCAUAUCAAGUACGACCUCAAGCACAUGCUUGAGCAAAGCAACCGUGCAUCAGGGAAUGAUGUAGGCAGGUCCAAUAAAGUGCCAGUCAACAUUCUUCUUUUUUUUUCUUUCUUUAUUGGUAGUCAGCAUUUCCACCAAGUGUGUCAAGAGGGUGUGUAGGAGGAGCUUUCGGUGUGGCCAAUCAUCCCCAAAUAACAAUUGGUACCGUGUUGGGAUCCCAUUCAAUGGCCUCAGAAUGGAAGGAGAGGUUGCAAAUACAUCCCCUUGUUGUCCACGUGUUGUUCCUAACGUCCCAGUCUAGUCUUUUGAAAUAUCUUUAUUUAAUGUAAUUUGACUAAGAAUCUGGCAAGUAGUGCUAGGCAAGGCAGACUUUACGUGUCCAUGACACAAUGUUA